ACAGUAGUCUAUCACGAACAUUCGAGUCGCCCUGAAGGCUGGUUGGAUCAACGUCAUGGCUGACGACAAGCAACCCUGCCGCCGCUUGAGGCCGGCUCAAAAAUAUGUGUUUCGGUUAUUGGCUGUCGGAUGAAUACGGGUCCACUUAGUGCCCACAGUGACAUAAUGUCAUUGGUAGUGAGGGAACUCCACGACAGCCUAGAGGACGCCGGUGUUUGGUUGGCCUCUGCACUUGCUACUAGUGCAUCCCUACUGCGUUAUUCAUUGGUCAUUUAUGCUCAAAAGUGGACUAUAUCGUAUCGUGGCGGUACAGGUAUAUUACGCAUAGCCAAGGCACGAUGCGACGCCAGCCAGCCAGUAGGGUGGAACCAAACCACAGGCUGGUGUAAUUGCAGGCAAUAUAAUACCGUCCUUGCGCCGCAUCGCCGCUCCCAUUCGCCGCAGUCGGACUGCAUGCCCCAUUGUUUCCAGUGGGCCAUGUGGGCCCGCUGGCUUUUGCCUCUCGGACUUUCUUGGCGCGGGCUCACGAUGGCUUCCCCCAAUAAGUCGCUCCCUCCUGCGCUCUCAACCGUCUGUCCCGCCAUCGACUAUUUUUGACUCUUCAUCCAUCCCGCACAACCCGCCUCCGUCUCCUACGCUUAUUCUCAUUCUCUGCCUUGUAAUUCAUUCCAUACCACUCUCCCCAUAAUUCACUCUUCUGUCACUA
Messenger RNA from Talaromyces proteolyticus, 706 nucleotides. RefSeq lists its product as uncharacterized. NCBI's taxonomy places the organism in Eukaryota, Fungi, Ascomycota, Eurotiomycetes, Eurotiales, Trichocomaceae. The transcript has a single exon. Bases 130 to 597 code for a protein of 155 amino acids. The record is from RefSeq and is a predicted model, not a curated record.